Meloidogyne enterolobii is the source of this 296-nucleotide messenger RNA. NCBI's taxonomy places the organism in Eukaryota, Metazoa, Nematoda, Chromadorea, Rhabditida, Meloidogynidae. The record is from the annotation of a GenBank genome assembly.
UUUUUACUUAUCACAAAAGAGACCAACCGAAAAUUUUCUUAAAGCCAAUAAAUAUUUAUUUUUAUACAAUAAGCACCACAAUGCGUGACGUUACUUCAAUUGUUUUCUGUCAAUUUUUCUCAGCUUGGAGCCACUCAAGCAUUUUUGGGAGUUUUAUUUGGAGAAGAAGAAAAGGGGGGAUGGAGGGGGGAGGGGGGUUACUAAUAUUCUCUCGAUUAUUUGUUCUCUCCAAAAUAUUUUUUAUUUUAGCCUUUGGUCUUGUUCUGUUGGGAGAGACAAUAAAAUAUAUUUUUUGA